ACCAAUUUUCAAACAUCAUCGAGAACCACAGAGAUGACAAUCGCAUUACGAGCUUUUUUAUUCGUGCUGGCGACAGCAGCGGUCACGGCUGGGCCCUUGCUUUACGAAGGCCACGGUCUUGGACCAGAUGAGCCCAAGCUCAUCUCGCAAUCGGUACAUCUGCGCGAAGUGCCAACCAAGGUGAUCAAGGUCACCAAGACUGUAGCUAUCAAGGUCCCCGUGCCGUAUCCCGUUAAGGUGCCUCAUCACAUCCCGUUUCCAGUGCCUGUGAAACAUCCCGUGGCGGUUCCGGUACCGCAGAUAGUGAAAGUACCACAACAUGUGCCGAUACCGGUGGAGAAGCCGGUUCCGGUGGAACUGCAUCAGCAGGUGCCGUUCCUAGUUUCUAAACCGGUACCCGUGCCACAUCCGGUCCCGGUGCCGCAUCCGGUUGCUCUGACCAAGCCAAUCUUCAUCGCGGUGCCUAAGGUGAUCACGAUCUCGCAAUCAAUUCACAAGGAUGAGGAUGUCGGAGCUGAUGCUGAAGAUCAUGUCGACGAUCAUGCCAACCACGAAACAGUCAACUAUAGCUCCUAUGCUGCCAAUGUUCAAGGUCGCAGGGUGCACCACGAUCAGCAAAACGGCAAUCAAGCCCAUUUUCAGCCUUCCCAGCCCGACUACUCGCCGGCGAAUCAUUAACUUUCGAAAUGCGACAGCUCGGCUGAUUGUGGCGGUAUGGGUCUCUGUUGAAAGGCUGAAAGGAAAAGUACAUACAUCAAGAAACAAAUCAUUGCAUAUGAUACGCGCGAACUGAUCACUUUAAAAGCGCUUUAAGCCAGAUGUGUUUCAGUUAAGGAAAAAAAGUACGAAUACUUAAGAUACUUAAUAAUGAUGGUUUCUUUUAUAAAAACCUAAUUUAUUUUAUUUUCAAAAGAAAUGAUCAGAUACGAAGCGUUUUUAAAGGUAUGACGAAAAGAGGAGCGCCACUUUAAUCAACUUUAUUUGAAACAAAAGAGCGAUAAAGAAGUUGACAAGAAAUUUAUAUUACUCUUAAAUGUGUGCACGGAUUUACAUAUAUAUAAAUAUUAAUUAAUUAAUUUAAAUAUUAAUACA
Molecule: messenger RNA, 1092 nt
Organism: Nylanderia fulva
Lineage: Eukaryota; Metazoa; Arthropoda; Insecta; Hymenoptera; Formicidae
Source: RefSeq, a predicted model, not a curated record